UUCUGGAUCUGAAUAUGAAACAACUUCACCUCAGCUAAAAUGCUGUCCUACGAUGAUUUCUACGACGAUUUUAUAACAGCUGGCAAGCAUGUUUCUACUAUGAAUCUAAACGGAUCAUCCUUUGUCGGAGGCGUUUUAAUUUUUACCAAAACACUGACAGGAGAAUCAGUUGAAUUGCUGGAAGAACCGAAGUCAAACAGGACUACUGAUAUAAUUGAUGUGAAGGUCGUUCAAGUAGCAUUCUGUAUUCUCUACUCAAUAAUUUUCGUCCUCGGAGUAUUUGGCAACGUAUUAGUCUGCUAUGUGGUCUUCCGGAAUCGAGCGAUGCAAACCGUCACCAAUCUUUUUAUAACAAACUUGGCUUUAUCAGAUAUACUGCUAUGCGUUUUCGCUGUACCUUUAACACCUAUGUACACAUUUCUCGGAAGAUGGGUAUUCGGGAGGCUACUUUGUCACCUCAUGCCAUAUGCGCAGGGAACGAGCGUCUACAUAUCCACCCUCACUUUAACAUCUAUAGCCAUAGACAGAUUCUUCGUCAUCAUAUACCCAUUUCAUCCACGAAUGAAACUCAACACGUGCGUCUUCAUCGUAAUUUUCAUAUGGGUGUUCUCUUUAGUAGUCACCUGCCCCUAUGGUCUGUUCAUGGGUAUACAGAUAACUAAUAACAGAACUUAUUGCGAGGAGAGUUGGCCCUCCGAUAAGUCAAGGAAGAUAUUCGGUGUCUUCACAACUGUUUUACAAUUUCUUAUACCAUUUUUAGUGAUAGCUAUUUGUUAUACAUGUGUUAGUAUAAGAUUAAACGACCGCGCUCGAUCUAAGCCAGGUGCUAAAAAUACUAGGAGAGAAGAAGCAGAUAGAGAUAGGAAAAAAAGAACUAAUAGGAUGCUUAUAUCAAUGGUAGCCAUAUUUGGUAUGUCGUGGCUACCUUUGAAUCUUAUUAAUAUAUUUAACGAUUUUUACGCACAAAUGACUGAGUGGAAUUAUUAUUACGUUUCAUUUUUCCUUGCUCACUCCAUGGCGAUGGCGUCAACUUGUUACAAUCCAUUUUUGUAUGCGUGGCUAAACGAGAAUUUUAGGAAAGAAUUUAAACAAGUACUGCCUUUUUUCGAAGCAUCUGGAGCUGUUAGAAACAGUUACCAUUCAGGACGAAUGCCAACUCAUAAGGCUGAUAAAAUAUGCAAUGGCAAUGAAACUAUACAAGAAACUUUGUUAGCAUCUUCCUUCAACAGAGGCCCCUCAAUUAAGCAAAGAAUGCUAGAAAAUAACGACAAGAAAGACAAUGGGGUUGAAAUUGAGAACAUUUUGUUAGAAGAGAAAACUAUAUCAGCCACAUUUCAUACAAAGACUGAGAAUAUUAACUUGCAAUUAAUAGACGAGGAAUCGCACUUUAGCGACAUCAAAGAAGUAAAGCCAGCAAUAUAAAAACGUCAACAUCGUCACAGUCACACUCCGCGACAGUAGCGUACAGAAACAUACAGUAACAAAAAGAUAUGAUUAUAUGCAGCGCAAAAUCACUCGCAACGAGCAUCAACGUUCUUGCUUUACAUUUUAAUGACAUAAAUUAAUCGAACGGGCAAUCGUGAUAAAGCCGUUGUUACUUUAAGCUGAAAACAGACAGACAACGCAACAGGCUUUAUUUUGCGAAAUUCCAUGAUGUA
Molecule: messenger RNA, 1658 nt
Organism: Pararge aegeria (speckled wood butterfly)
Lineage: Eukaryota; Metazoa; Arthropoda; Insecta; Lepidoptera; Nymphalidae
Gene: NGR-A11
Product: prolactin-releasing peptide receptor-like
Exons: 2
Coding region: 40-1422 (460 amino acids)
Biological process (GO): G protein-coupled receptor signaling pathway
Cellular component (GO): neuron projection; plasma membrane
Molecular function (GO): neuropeptide binding; neuropeptide Y receptor activity
Source: RefSeq, a predicted model, not a curated record